This is a messenger RNA of Theobroma umbraticum, 740 nucleotides long. RefSeq lists its product as uncharacterized. NCBI's taxonomy places the organism in Eukaryota, Viridiplantae, Streptophyta, Magnoliopsida, Malvales, Malvaceae. Gene Ontology annotation, cellular component: chloroplast thylakoid membrane. The record is from RefSeq and is a predicted model, not a curated record.
ACCUGCUAUGUGUCACUUCUAACAUCCACAAUCUAAAACCUCUUUCUUAUUUCUCCAGCCAAUAUAAGGAUGUCGCUGAAGAAAAUCUGCUCCUACUUUGUCUCCUUAAUUCCCAAGCUACUGUAGCAAUUGAAUCUGUUAGCAAUGGCAUCCGUUGCAUCUUUGCAGACUCUAUAUGCAGCAAGUCUGAAACAGUCGCCAGUGUCAGGUAGCCAUUCUCUCUCUUCCCGUCAUCCAGUGGCGCCGGCACCGCGCAGGUCAACAGUUUUGUCCAGGACCAGGAGCCGGAAUAACCAAAAGAGAUCCCUGACAGUAGUUGCAGCAGUUGGAGAUUUAUCAGCCGAUAGUACGAACUACCUAAUUGCUGGUGCAGCCGUUGUUGCCCUGGUUGGAACAGCCUUCCCGAUCUUGUUCUCACGCAAGGACACGUGUCCUGAAUGUGAUGGUGCGGGCUUUGUUCGGAAAUCUGGAGUGCCCUUGAGAGCAAACGCUGCACGUAAAGACGAGGCUCAAAUUGUAUGUACCCGUUGUAAUGGCCUUGGCAAACUGAACCAAAUUGAUAAAUGAAUACCCUUUGCAUCCUUCUCUUUCCCGUGAUUUUAACCUUAAUUUCCUGCUGUAAAGUCCAAAAGACCCUAUCUCAAUUUCCAAGUGAAAAUUCCCCUACGAUUUGCAUAAGUUUUGAGGUCUUGAAUCUCCUCGAUAUAUAAUAACAGAAGCAUCUUUGAUGUUAGUCUUUA